Fusarium musae is the source of this 1383-nucleotide messenger RNA. RefSeq lists its product as uncharacterized. Lineage: Eukaryota; Fungi; Ascomycota; Sordariomycetes; Hypocreales; Nectriaceae. The transcript has 2 exons. Bases 1 to 1383 code for a protein of 460 amino acids. The record is from RefSeq and is a predicted model, not a curated record.
AUGUCUGGAAACGACCUUACCCCAGAUGAAUAUCGCCGCUGGCAAGCCCAUAUGAAACGUCGGGAGAGGAGAGCCAAAGCUGAGCGAGAAAGACUUGAGCAAGAAAGACUUGAGCAAGAAAGACUUGAGCAAGAAAGGCUUGAGCAAGAAAGACUUGAGCAAGAAAGGGUUGCAGAGCAGAGAUCAGCACAGGAGACAGCAGGAGAACAGGCUGCACAACUUGCCAAUAUAUCAGAAGAUGUCAUUCCUGAAGAUAUUACCUCAUCUCCCUUGCUUGGGUCAUAUCUAGACUACCCACGUACAGCCUUCAACCGGAUCGCGGCGAUCUGGCAAUACCUCUGGAGAUACAGACGGCCCAUUGUCUAUUCCAUCGUUGUGUUGAUGAUUGGGAUUUUGGUCAAGUUUCUCCUCGACACUCCUACUCCUUUUCCUGGCGGCACUAUUGGCGGCUUUAUUGUGCUGGUAGCAAGAACAGUGCUUCGCCAUCCUCGUUCAGUAGGUGACCUGCUUAAACCAGCCAGAACUCUUUCUUGCAUCUGUGACGGACCAGUCUUCUCAGUCAGUGGUAAACUUCUCAGCGAUAUAGGCAAGGUACUGGAUGGUAAGACUGUGGAAGGGGUUGACUUCAGUUUUAACAAGACGUUACUGCUGCAAGUCAAUCGGGCAGAUGCUCGGCUUUCCACUGUCACCACCAGUAUUUCCGACCAUUCUUACGACAUUUGCCGACAUAUCUCUCAUCUUAAUGAUAUUAUAUCCUCGGAGCCAUCAUGGCGGUCGUCCUUUCUACAGUCUCUUUCCCUUGAACAUUCCAAGGAAACGAAAAUCCAGAAUGAGGCAGAAAGUUUCCUCUCUACCUUGAAUCACAGCAUCACAACCCGUUCAAUAAUGAUCAACAAAACCAAAGACGGCCAUAAAUCUAUCCGCCAACUGCAGAAGGAAUUCUGUGACGGGUGUGACAAAGUGCUGUCAAUAAAAACAGAUAUUUCCUCAAAGUUUGGCGCCAAAAAAGCCGCCUUGAAGGCCCGGGAGAACUACACCGCUUUACGGCGAUAUAUUGCCCGUACAUUUAAUGGCGUCGACAUCGAAGCUCUGAGAUUGGAGAACCUGGCACUUUGGCAACAGCUGGCCGAGGCAGAUGACUUCCGCAUCUACAUUGCAUUCGGAUGCAGAGGGAGUGAGUUGUCCUGCUAUGAGAUACACAGGUUGAAGAUGGCCUUGGAAAAGAAUGAAAAAUGGUCCAAGAAAGCUACUCACAGGGUUGUGAAGACUCUAGAUAGGCUACGAGGUGGUAAGAUUAACCCGAAGGUUGCUGGGCAGGAAGUGAUUGAGAUUAUGAAGACGUAUGAGGGCGAGUUCAACGAAGGGUACUAUGACAGAACUUGA